Messenger RNA from Cotesia glomerata, 2049 nucleotides. Its product is annotated as odorant receptor 83a-like. Lineage: Eukaryota; Metazoa; Arthropoda; Insecta; Hymenoptera; Braconidae. Gene Ontology annotation, cellular component: plasma membrane. The record is from RefSeq and is a predicted model, not a curated record. The transcript is spliced from 12 exons. Gene Ontology annotation, molecular function: olfactory receptor activity; odorant binding. The coding region runs from base 59 to 1927 and encodes 622 amino acids. Gene Ontology annotation, biological process: sensory perception of smell; detection of chemical stimulus involved in sensory perception of smell.
UAUUUCCCCAUGUCGUAUUUCGAUCGACCCUUCUUUGCAUAAAACUUAUCCACGGAAAAUGUUUAAGAGUAAAGUAAAAGAUAGUCAUGCCAAUGAAAUGCCCUUUACGAAAAUUUGGGCUCUAGAGAUAUUUUUUUUUAAUAGAAUAGGAAAAUCUUUGCAUAAUGCAUUUAGUGAAAAGAAUUAUGAAGAAAAAUUAAUUGACACUUUCUUUGUCUGCCUUUUUUUACACAGUUCAUUUGUUGUUAUUUCAUUAUACACAUUGUUUGUUGUUGAGUGCAAUAUGUUUUUUCUUGCAGAAUUAAUUCCUCCAUUAUUUAGUGUGUCAACAAUAGUAGUGAAGAGCGCAGCAUUGUGGCUUCAUAGACGCGAUUUAUUCACAGUUUUACGCCAUUUUUAUACAUUAUGGAACUACAAUAAAACAAAAACAGACUUACUCAAUAAAAUUAAUAAACUACUAAUAACAUCUAAAAAAUUUCGUUAUUAUUAUAUGUCUACAGUCACAAUGUGCUUCGUAGCAUAUGCAUUGCGGCCUAUAAUCAUAGUCUCUACGUACUGGGCAAGCUUAUCAGAACAAUCAAAUAGUACAUUUGACUUUCCAAUAAUUGUUUAUCCACUGCAGUAUCCUUUUGAAUAUCAAACAAUCGCUAAGUACUCGUUACUGAUAUUGUAUGAAGAGUUGGUAAAUUACUCAGCUGCCUGUUGUUUGAUAUGUGAUGCUCUUUACAUCCAACUUAUGACACAUAUCUCUAUUAACUUUCUGGUUUUGGCUGAUGACUUUAAAAAUGCAAGUCAAUGUAUUGAUAAUGACGUCAAUGAUAAUAAACAGAUUAAAAAUAUGGUGAAAUUGGUUAAUAAACAUCGUCAUAUGUUAGUAAUAUGUCAAAAAGUUGAAUCUGUCUACAAUCCUAUCGUAUUAUUUACGAUAAUAAUAAACGGACUGAAUCUAUGUUUCUCUGUCAUUGUUUUAGAUAAGGGCUUAACAUUGUGGUUUUAUAGACAUGAUCUAUUCACAAUUAUACGAGAUUUUUUAACCUUAUGGAAUUAUAAUCAAACAAAAACGAACCUAUUAAAUAAUAUUAACAACCUAAUGAAAUCCUCAAAGCGAGUGCGUUAUUAUUACAUGUUUACAGUUAUAUUAAUUGGUACAUCUUUUGGAUUGCGACCUUUAAUUAUGAUUUUUACUUGCUGUGUGAGUUCAUCAGGACAGUCAAACAGUACAUUUGAUUUUUCAGUUGUUGUUUAUCCACUUGCGUAUCCUUUCACGUAUCAAACGGUCAGUCGAUAUUCACUAUUGCUAUUGUACGAAGAAUUUGUAAAUUAUUUCGCCGUUUGUUAUGUGAUAUGCGAUGCUCUCUACAUUCAACUAAUGACACAUAUCUCUAUUAAUUUUUUGGUUUUGGCUGAUGAUUUUAGUAAUGUGAACCAAUGUAUUGAUACUGAUGACAAUGAUCACAAUAAAAUUCGACAUUUGGCAAAACUGGUCGAUAAACAUCGCCAUUUGUUAGUAAUUUGUGAAAAAGUUGAGUCCUUCUAUAGUCCUAUUGCAUUUUUUACGAUAGUAAUGAACGGACUGGAUCUAUGUUUGUGUGUCAUCGUUGUAGAUAAGGGAAUAUCAGAAGGAAAUUGGCCGAUAGUGAUAAAAAGCUUCGUCCAUGCAAUCGCACUUUUUGUACAAAUAAUAAUGUAUUGUAAUUUCUCACACACGGCGACAGAAAUGACUGCAAGUAUUAGACAGUCUAUUUAUAAUUCUGAGUGGGUCAAUAGUAGUAAAAAACUCAAAAAAAUGCUUAUGAUGAUAAUGAUGCGUGCAAGUAAAGAACAUACUUUUACAGCGUACGGUAUUCUUAUUUUAAAUCGUGAGCAAAUGGCCAAGGUCAUCCAAACGACAAUGAGCUACUUCACGCUUUUGAGGAGUUUUACAUAAUUUGGAAAUUAUUCAAUUCCAAUCUUAUGAUUUUAUGCAGCCAUCGGAACUACAGUCCCAAAUUUUAUUAUUGUUAAAAAUUAAAAUAUAUAAUAACGUAAAAAAUAAAUAUGUUAAUUGUU